GUGUAUGUUAACAAUGAGUUGGUAGUCACCAUCGGUGAUGGUGGUAGUUUUGGUGAAUUAGCACUCAUCUACGGCACACCCAGAGCAGCCACAAUUAAGGCCAGAACUGAUGUCAAGCUCUGGGGUAUUGAUAGAGACAGUUAUAGACGAAUUCUCAUGGGAAGUACACUUAGAAAAAGAAGAAUGUAUGAAGAAUUCCUCAGUAAAGUCUCAAUACUUGAAAAUUUGGAUAAAUGGGAGCGUCUAACAAUAGCUGAUGCUUUGGAGGCCUGUCAGUUUGAAGACGGUGAAAAGAUAGUUGAACAAGGCCAGGCAGGAGAAGAUUUCUUCAUUAUUACAGAGGGACAAGCCGCUGUAUUACAACGCAGAGCAGAGGGAGAUGAAUACAUGGAGGUUGGUCAACUAGGCCCAUCAGAUUACUUUGGUGAAAUUGCUUUGUUGCUCAAUCGUCCUCGUGCUGCUACAGUUGUUGCCAGAGGUCCACUUAAAUGUAUAAAGUUGGAUAGAUGUCGCUUUGAGCGUCUCCUUGGCCCAUGUGCUGAUAUCUUAAAGAGAAAUAUUCAACAAUACAACAGUUUUGUGUCAUUGUCAGUGUAAAAAUAAUAUUCAUAAACUGUUGGUAAUUUCAGUAUUACUAAAAUACGAAAAAAAAUAUUUAGAAUUGUGCAGUAGUGUUUGGUAAUUUGAUACCAUGCACAUUUCAGUGCAAUUGGACAGUGGGUUGUCUCUUUUACGCCACCUAGUUGGUGAGAAAAAAGUACAUCUCGCGGCUAAUAGGGGACAUGUGUUACGCUGUUUUAUUGUAAAUGGUUAUUUGUGGGGGACAAAAAAUAUUACAUGUGAACCAAACGGAGAACGACCACAUUACUGUAAUUUAGUCUAAGUGUUGUCCAUUUCAAACAACACUUGCAUUUCUUCCUGUAGAUGUUCAUCAAAAUCUAAAAUGGCAAAUAAGCAAGUGUUUACACUGUUCAAGGCACUGCGAUUGAACAUCAUGUGAAUUGUGUCACCCAAUGCAACUAUAGACAGUUUUAAUACGGAGAAAAAGUACCUUUGCAGAAUCAGUCGUACAAUGUACAUUGAUAUGGUACUGAACUUGUAGGCUCGUUUCAAUUUGACGAUAUCCCAGAAUGUUGGUUGGGUAAUUUGUGUAAAAGAGCGAGUAUACGUUUUACAAUGUAGUUACCAUUUUAGAUGUUUGCCUAAGUCGUGUUUGACUUGGAAUAAACCUCACACACACAAUAGAAUUAUGUGUAGCACGAACUUCUCUCUACCAUUAUGAGUUUCUUCAAAAAAAAAAAUUCUUAUUACCUGUUCGGUAACGUUUAAAGUAGUGUUGUUCAUUACGUGUCUUUGUGUUAUUAUACUAAUACUUGUAUGUUAAUUUUACUUACAGUAGUAACAUUCUCUUAGUAAUAAAUUUAUUUGUGUGCUAUUAAACUAUGUGAAGAUGUUUUAUUCAAAAUAAUCUAUAUCAAAUCCUGGAGAUGAUCCAUGGUCCUUUAUGCUUAUAUAUAAAAACAUCUACACUCUCUUUUUGCUAUAUAUAUAUUUUUUUUAAAUUUGUUGUUCAUAUGAUUCUGUUCCACAGCAAAUCACUAAAUGUUUGUCUUAAUUACUUAGCCCCCACCCCAUCCUACCUCUUUGUGUGCUUGUAACUUGUGCUUCCGAUGAAAACAUUGUAUGGCAGGAUGUGCGGAUUUCAUUGUUACUUCACCAUUUUUGUCUUGUGCAUUUAUUCUGUAGUCAUUUUCAAAAGAACUAUUGAGUAUAAAUAACAUUAAAGUUGUUCAGAAUAACA
Messenger RNA from Saccoglossus kowalevskii, 1801 nucleotides. RefSeq names its product cAMP-dependent protein kinase regulatory subunit-like. Gene Ontology annotation, biological process: negative regulation of cAMP-dependent protein kinase activity. NCBI's taxonomy places the organism in Eukaryota, Metazoa, Hemichordata, Enteropneusta, Harrimaniidae. Gene Ontology annotation, cellular component: cAMP-dependent protein kinase complex; cytosol. The record is from RefSeq and is a predicted model, not a curated record. Gene Ontology annotation, molecular function: protein kinase A catalytic subunit binding; cAMP-dependent protein kinase inhibitor activity; cAMP binding.